Penicillium diatomitis is the source of this 795-nucleotide messenger RNA. RefSeq lists its product as uncharacterized. The coding region runs from base 1 to 795 and encodes 264 amino acids. The transcript has a single exon. The record is from RefSeq and is a predicted model, not a curated record. Lineage: Eukaryota; Fungi; Ascomycota; Eurotiomycetes; Eurotiales; Aspergillaceae.
AUGCUCAACGCACAACGAUACACCCUACACUCGCCCUUUACCACCAUGGACACGCCAGCCCGAGACGCAGAAACCCACCACUCAUUUGAGGCGCCUCCUCCCUACUACAAUCCCACCACCACAGACAACACCACCACCACCUCAUCCUCCUCCUCCAUAUACCCCCUCGACGAAAAAGAUCUUCUCCUGACCCCGGGCUCCCACGAGCCCGGCCUCGCAACAUCCGCAGUCCUAACACGAGGCCUGCAAAUCCCAACCCGCACCGGCACCACCACCUCGGGCUUCCCUUACCCAGCAGAAUUGGCCCACUUCGGGAUCUCCCAACACCACUGGCAACAAUUCACAGAGCUCAUCUGUGAAGAGGCCAAGUUGUCGCGCCAGCAAUGGUCGACCGUCAUCGGCAAGGGUCUGGGCACACUUGCGCUGGGCGGGUUGAUGAUCGGGGCGUUGAGUGCGAUCCCCGCGAUCUGGAUGACCCGCCAUGUGAGGAGGCGUCAGGAGCAGCGGAACUUCAUCGCGGCGAUGGCUGGCGCGAGAGGCGAGAGACUGGCUACGCAUAUCUCCGAGUGGAAUGAGACGUUUUUCAGGCCGAGAGGGGUGAUGAUUCGGGUGGAUUUGCCGGAUGAGUAUAUCAAUGAGAUGGAUCAGAUGGAUGUGUAUCGCAAGGAUGGGAAGUAUAUGCGGUCAGUGGAGGAAGCGCGGGAUAAGGCUGCACUCAAAGCACGCAUCGUGAUUAUUCCCGUGGAUGUGCAUGUGGAUGUGCCGGAGUCGAGUCAGUCCUCGAUUCAGCAAUGA